Molecule: messenger RNA, 3201 nt
Organism: Alternaria arborescens
Lineage: Eukaryota; Fungi; Ascomycota; Dothideomycetes; Pleosporales; Pleosporaceae
Exons: 3
Coding region: 1-3201 (1066 amino acids)
Source: RefSeq, a predicted model, not a curated record
AUGGCGGAACCACUAUCAAUUCUCGCCAGCAUCGCUGGCGUGGCUACAGCCGGCGUCGCCAUUUCUAAGAUGAUCUACGAAAUUGCCCAUACCGUAAAACACGCCCCCAAAGAAGUUUCGGAGAUGGCGGGGGAACUCUCACUCCUGGCUUCUGUGCUGCGAUACCUGCGCAGCGCGUUGGCGGAGUACAUCGAUGUUUGUAAAUCGCGGCUUAUCAAGGAUAUUCGAGGGACAGUGUCGAAAAUUCACGGCUUGCACAGGCAAAUCAAAGACUUGACGAAGAACAGCACGAGUUCGUUUUACCGGGUGGAGUUGCUGUUUAAGAGUCCCAAAACGAAAAACUUACUCGCGCAGAUUGAAGGGUUCAAGAACUCUGUGAGCGUUAUGCUUACUACAGUUCAAUUGGCGGCGGCCAAGAAGCAACUGAAGAUAUCUAAGGAGUUGGCUUCAAAGACCGACGUCGGUGAGAUUCGACAGUUGCUUGAGAACCUGCUCUUCGCCAAUCAAGACUCCAUUAAACGGAUUCGGCGGGAGCAAACAUUAGGGAUCGAUCAAACGCCAGCACCACGGCCUGAUGUACCACGUCGAUAUCCCAGAGGGAGGUCAGACAUAGAUAGUUUCUCUCCUUACGAACCAUUAGUUCCCCUGCCCAAUCAUUCAAGACGGAGACGAGGGCGGAGUUCCCCGCCUCCAGCAACACCUCGAUCCGAACCGACUUGUGGGUGGCCGGAGUCGACACCUGGUUCCAAGGACAUUGGUGCGGAUCACGUUGCGCCCAUACCUCAACCGUCGUCUGUGAGACCAAGUACAAGACCGCAUGAAUCGACCGCAAAAACGCCGAAGGGUGAAGUCGACAGCAAGACUUCUGUAGGCUCCCAUGUCGAUCCUCAACGACCCUCCUUUGUAGACUGGGACUCGGAAAAGGAGGAAGAGAUUGACACGGUACGUUUGGACGAUGGCGACAGCAAGAAAGACGGAGGAGAGCCUACUUCUACGGCCCUUGUACCCGCGUAUUACCACAAUCCUGAGAAGCCGGCUCGAAUAAACCAGGGAGAUGGCAAGCGUGAAGAAAGACAGCUGAAGAAGGAGACGAGGUUUCAGAUCCUACCUGGUCUGCGCAAAGAGCAUACUCAAGAGGAUCCGAACAGAGAAUACAACUCUGAGGAAAGAGACAAGUACACAGACGAUAGUGACGAUACUGAGUGCAGUGAUGCAGCUGGCAGUAACGAAGAUGCAGAUCGAUUCGUGGACCUUCUAGACGGACUAAACCCCAAAAGCAGCGCAACUUCGAACAGCAUUAAUCACAGCACGCCUUUGGCGCGGGCAGGAAGCCGUGAUUAUCGAGCAACUCUAGCUGACGACGCAAGAGCUCGGCGUGAAAAAGAAUACUACGGUCACAAGCAACAAAGAACAGACCUAACCUGCGAGAUACGAUAUGCUUCUCCAGACGAUGCAGCUACUUGGUUAUAUCGCCUGGUUUUUUUGGAUGAAAAAAGUCAAGGAAACACAGAGUGCCCAAAUUUAAUCCAGCAGCAAGACGUGGAAGUUCCACGCACAGCAGACAGGCUGUUACUCCAAUGGACAAAAGUGGAGCCGACUACAGGCAACAUGGAGCAUGACGCUUCCGAUUCAGAGGCAACGAUGGUCGAUCCGGAUCCAUCCUGGAGCAGGAGACUACGGUCGCACAUCUCCCGUAUAGCAGCUGAGGAAGAGCGGUCCAUGCCUAGAGGCCCUCGCAAUGUCUAUACCAACGGGUUUGAUUACGAUGAUCUCGCAGACAACCCAUAUGAUGACUUUAGCUGUAGACACGGUCGUACCACGGGCGAUUGUGUAAUUUGCGAAGUACAUGACCCACUGGACCGAGACGAGACACCUGGAUACGGACCACGUAGACGUGGUCCGAGCCCUCUACGGAGCUCAAGGACAGGUGAUCCCAUGAACUCUGGUGCCAGUCGACCGUUCCCGCCUGACGUUCCGUACGCACAUUACGAGAGGACUGAGCAAGAAAGAGCCUACCAAACACAUCGCAAUGAAACCCUGACGAAGGACAUUGAACGACUCGAAUCGACAAUCCGCAGAACAGAAGCCUCGUACACGAAAGAAUUUGCUUACAGAGAGCGAAUGGAGAUAGCGAUCGAAAAGCAACACCAAUACGCCCUAAAAUCUAUGCAGGAUCAGGUCGAAGCGAUGAAGAAGGAACACGACUCGACGUCCAUCGCACUGAAGAAACAAUUGGAACUCGAGCUGAUCAAUGAACACGAAAAACGCGUAAAGUCUUUACGGGAGCAUCUUGAAAAAGAGGCCAAACAAAAUGCGGAAACCCAGCUGAAACUGGAAGAUCGCUGGCGUGCAACGCAAAGAGAACUCGACAAGAUGAACGAGAUGUACAAGAUGAAAGAGGAGGAAUGGUACGCCAACGAGAAAAAGCAAGACGAAGCCAAAGCGGAGAGGAUGGAGAAAGCAGAACCAACACGUACAUGUCUCCAGAUAUCGACGCUCGCGGACCGAGAGCAAACUUGGAAUCCAAAAUUUCCCUCCCUCGGGAUUUCAGUCUCCCGCACCGAUGGCGCGCCAAGUCGCACGUCCAUUCACGGCACACUUUGCUUCACAAAACCCUUCCUCCCUUGUCUUAGCGAGCUGUAUCAAGUCCUGAAGGCUCACGACUGGCAACCGUUAUGGAUGCGUGGCUCCAGUGGUGGAAAGACCUGGUUCUUGGGACGAACUCCUAUUGCGGUGGAUUUCUCCUGCCGAAAUUAUAUGCCGCAACUCGGAAAGCCUCUCGACCAGACUGGCGCACCCGUUCAUGCAGGCGACAUGGAUGAUGAGUACGCAGCUGUGGGUAUAGGCUUGGUGGAGAGAGACGCAAUCGAUGAGCUUGACCUGGCGUACAAAGGACAAAUAGAUGGCCAGUAUUAUCGGUUUGGCGUAGACCUUACAUAUGAAGACGUCGACAGUUUGAUAGCGACUUCACUACUCAUGCGCGAACGACGGCAUCGCAAAGCCUGUGUCGAAAACGUAGCCGGUCGCGGCGCAUCUCCUUCGCGAAACUUAUCUUCAUCUCCUACUGGUCCUACGCCAACACUCGAUGUGCCAAGGCCCUCAGGACGAUCUACAACAUCGCAACCUUCUAGGAGCGGGAAUAGCGAAGAGAGGUCGAGAAGACACUAUAAGAAGUCAAGUAGCUCAAGGAGAGAUCUGUAG